CAUUUAUGCAAUUGCCUUCCAUUUAACCCUUAAAUUCCCAUACAAUGCUGGAUAACUCACCCCGAAACUUGGCCUUCACCAAAAAACACGACUCUCAGGAUAAAAUUUCCAGCUUGAGGCGGAUCUCCACAUCGCUCCAUCUCCACGCCAAACACGCGGACCUCGAUGACUACAUCAACACGCUCACGGUGGAGGACUUCCCGCAGGUUCACUCUCAAUACGACGAGGAAUUUCUCAAGGGCGACAACCUUCUCCGAGUUUUUGAGGCCACCAGCGACUGCAAUCACCGCUUGACCGUGAACCCCAAGAUCAAGGAUUUCUACGCAGAUGUGUUGCAGUGCGCGCGGUUGAGAGAAAAGUACCAGGUGCUCUCCCGACAAGCAGAUGACCAGAACCCUGCAAACUGGGGUAGCUGGACAUCGUACCCGAGACCUGUGAAGGAGUACCUUUCGCUCCAUCGCUUGGUUUGUUCCGACUGCGAUGCGUUGAUUGACUCUGAUUCGGAGAAUGAAGUUGCCGGCGAUGUUACCGCUAAAUCGACUCUCCAGGACACUGGUUCUCAUUACAGUGGGUUUAAUUUCUCCAUAAAAGGGUUCUGCGAGGCCUUUGGAAUAGACUUCACCACAUGUUCGAGCCUAUCCUUCCGCAACCUGGAUAAAGGCUCUUCAUAUCCCGGUUUGAAUGGAGAUAUUGCCUUCCCCUGCUUUGAAGAAUAUAUUGACGACUUAAACCUCGUGAUCGACACCAACAACAAUUCUAUUGGCCAUAACCUCACCUCUACCCGGCUCAAUUAUCUUCUCUCAAAGCACGAAUAUUAUACCCUAGAAAAUGGACACUUGGAGGAAAAGUUAAUCAAGUUGAUUCCGCACCGCGACAUGUACAACACUAAAAAAGUCAACAGCAACAUCAAUCUCAUCAACUCUGUCAACCAGAAGUCACUCGUCGACUUUAUCCGCGCCAAGUUGAUCGAAGACCCGGAACGAGUGGUGUAUCUUGAUGAAUUUGACAAUGGCCCUGUAACCUUGAGGGAGUUGCUUCGUCCUUGGGGAGACCAUGCUGAGAUGCUAAACGUGGACGAUUUUGUUGAACUCACGGGUUCAGAUGGAAUCACGUACUAUGAGGGCACCCAGGACGUCCAGCGCAUCCGCGAGACGUUUCUUAGUUAUGAUAACCACAUCCACGGGGCAUUUCUCGCAGAAAUCGUCAAAGAAACCAUCUUCCGCUUAGAAGUGUCAAAUUAUAAAUACUACGAGUACAAUGUGGAGUUGCACAUUCAAGAUUUUCAGGUGGAACCGGGGGUGAAUAUCUGGCAGAAAAUGGCUGCCUGGAUCUGUGACGAAAAGCUUUUCAGCGAGAAUAUCCGGUUCAUCGUGCAGAUCCCGCUCCACAAGUACCCGGAAUUAUGCAGCUUGGGCCGCGUAGCCUCAUACGGUGAGUUCCUCCAACUCAUUUUCCGGCCUUUGUUUGAGGUGACCCGGCGGCCGUACUUUGAUAUCAAUCUCUUUUGUAUGUUGACUAGGAUUGUUUCCUUUGACCUUAUGUUGAACAUUCCUGAAACCGUGGGGGGCAUCAAUCCAGGUAAAUUCACAAGCCAGCACAACCAUAUCCAGUACCCUGUUCCUGACGAAUGGACUCUGUCGCAGAACCCACCGGCCUACUACAUCCAUUACCACUUCAUGCUGAACCUAGCGGCGCUAAACCACUUCCGGGCUAUAUCUUUGCAUGUUCCGUUGAACACGUUCAACCUCCUCUGCACCGAUAACAACUCGUAUGGUUCUUCCUGCUCUGGAAUUUCGUGUCUCAGCUCUUUCCGGAACCCGAACCGCCGCAAUCUCCAGACGACGGAUUUGGUGGAAAACGGAUGCGUGAGCUUUCUUUUAGCGAAACGCGUAGCGACUGACGGCUUGAAACUUCUCGAACACCCCACGCUCCAGUACUUAUAUUAUAUGAACCAAGUUGGCCUUCUCAUGGCGCCAACCUCGGAUAUUUCCAUUCACAAAGCGUUAAACGUGUCGGCCAGAAACCGUGGAUUGUCGUACAUGAACCAUCCGUUCAUCCAGUUAUCCCAGAUAGGACUCUUGGUCAGUAUCAACGCGUCGAAUCCGCUUCUCUCCUCAUUGACCCGUGAGCCGGUGAUGGAGGAAUACUGUAUAGCAGCGAAUAUCGUCAAGAUGAACGAUGUGGAGUUGUGCGAGUUGAUGCGCAAUUCAGUAAUGAAUUCGAACUACGAAGCAUAUUACAAGCGCAAGUGGAUUGGGGUUGAUAUUGAGAAAAAGAAUGAGUCCGAAAAUCGGUACAAAGCGACUAAGACAAGGGGGAGUGAAGACUAUCUCAGAGCGCUCCAUAGAGGCUGUUUCAUCGAUAAUGAUAACGGGUUUUUGAGAACAAAUGUACCCCAGAUCAGAGUACGGUAUAGACAGAAUACGCUUAGGUAUGAGUAUGAGUUUAUUCUCAAGGUGGCUAAAAAGUACUAAAAGGCAUAUAGUGAGUGCAUCUUCUGAUAUCAAUAUACAUUAAUUCGGAGGAGGAUGCAGGUAUAUGAAGACGGAGGAUGAAGAUCUGCAGGGGUCGAAAACGGCGUAAAUAGAGGUCAGUGGUAAAAUCACCCUGUGACGAAAGGAUCCAAACUUUAAAACGUACGUGAUAAGAUUUACUGCC
Molecule: messenger RNA, 2658 nt
Organism: Babjeviella inositovora NRRL Y-12698
Lineage: Eukaryota; Fungi; Ascomycota; Pichiomycetes; Serinales
Exons: 1
Coding region: 45-2474 (809 amino acids)
Biological process (GO): IMP salvage
Cellular component (GO): cytosol
Molecular function (GO): AMP deaminase activity
Source: RefSeq, a predicted model, not a curated record